UUUUCGACAGCUAACUGAAAAUUCGAUCACCGGCAUUUGUGGCAGUGUACGGCGGGCUAUCAAAGUGGAAAGUAAAAUUUUGCAAGGUACUGAAACUCAGUACCAAAUUAAAUAGUGAAAAAGUAUUGUGAAUAUCUUCAGUUACGAACUGUUGGCAAGUAAUUGAUAAAAUUUAUUAUUUAUCGUGUCUUUCGGGCCACGAGAGUUGACUUGAAUUUGAAGUAAAAAUUCGUGCAAAAAAUUUAUUAAUUACAUCGCUUACUUUUGACGCAGCCAUUAACGUCGUAUUGUGAAAAGUUGUUUGCCGCUUCAACCUUGACUACUGCCAGCUCAGCCGCUAAAAAGCAAAGAAAAAAUCAAAUACAAAAAUCAGUCAGCUGUUAAGUUGCCUGUAAAUUCUGAAAUAAUAUUUGUAGUAGUGAAAACUAAAAGCAAUGGAGCCAGUCAUAAAUAAAGCUUUUGUAGAUGCUGGACAGAAACCUGGUGUGGAGAUUUGGAGAAUUGAGAAUUUUGAACCUGUCGCUUAUCCCAAUGUUUACUAUGGAAAAUUUUACGAAGGAGACUCGUAUAUUAUUUUAAAGACUACCGAAGAUCCAAAGAGCCAAAAACUUUCGUGGGACAUUCACUUUUGGUUAGGUGCUGAAACAACCACUGACGAAGCUGGUGCUGCGGCCAUUUACACCGUUCAACUGGACGACCAAUUGGAAGGUGUACCAGUGCAACAUCGCGAAGUUCAAGAUCAUGAAUCACAAUUGUUUCUUAGCUACUUUAAAAAUGGUGUACGUUACGAGAAGGGUGGUGUGGCUACUGGUUUCGAGCAUGUUGAUGUGAAUGCUGUUGGCGAAAAGCGUCUCUUCCAGGUGAAGGGCAAACGCAAUGUGCGGGUGCGACAAGUGGUUUUGUCUAUAACGUCGAUGAAUCGUGGCGAUUGUUUCAUUUUGGAUGCGGGCGAAGAGAUACUCGUAUAUGUGGGUGAGAAUGCAAAACGUUUGGAGCGACUAAAGGCUAUUUACGCUGCAAAUGAAAUACGUGAUCAGGACCAUCAUGGACGUGCGAAAGUGAACAUUAUUGAUACCUUCUCAUCGGAUGUGGCAAAAGAGCACUUUUUCUCUACGCUCGGCUCAGGUUCAGCUGAUGAAGUGCCAGAUGAAACCGCUGACGAGGAGGAUGGAGCUUUCGAGGCGGCCGAUAUCCAAGCAGUUACACUUUAUAAAGUGUCUGACGCUAGUGGUUCUUUGGAAAUUGACAAGAUAUCUGAAAAGCCUCUUCGCCAGGAGAUGCUCAAUACAGAUGAUAGCUUCAUUCUCGACACUGGUUCGGGUAUUUAUGUUUGGGUUGGGCGCGGUUCCACACAAAGAGAAAGGACCAGCGCUAUGGUAUUUGCUGAUAAUUUUUUAGAGACCAAAUCAUAUCCGAAAUGGACACAAGUGCAUCGAGUUGUUGAAGAUGGCGAACCAACUCCCUUUAAACAAUACUUCACCACCUGGCAAGAUCAGGGUAUAUAUCAUAAGCAUUUGGUGCGCACUGCUUUGGGUUACAGCACCGAUGACUCUGAUUACGAAGAACCUGAUGAUAUCGAUUCGGUUAUGCAGAAUCUGAAGAAGAGCGGUGGACGGGCCAUUGCUUUCAUGCCUGACAAUGGCGAAUAUGAUAUCGAGCAUAUUAUAAAAUUUAGCUCGGAAUCCGAUGAUGAUGUGGUGCGCACUAUUGUAGAGUUCGAAGGUACCACACCUUUAAUCGGGCAGUAUGCCUACAUCAUCACAUACAGGUACAAUGCUAAGAGUGGCGAGUCUGGCAAACUCAUCUACGUUUGGGAGGGCGCAAAGGCUAGUGAGGCGGUGAAGGAGCGUUCCUUCAAUGAUGGUUUGGCUAUGGCACAGGAGGAGAAUGCCAUAUUGGUGCGUACAGGACAAAGCCAUGAACCACGUCAUUUAUUAAAGAUUUUCAAGGGUAAACUGAUUACACCAUUUACCGAAGAACCAAAAAGUGCACAACUCUUUCGCGUACGUGGCACCGAUGCUAGUGAUGUGCACGCAAGUGAGGUCGAAUGUGGUUCUUCGUCUUUAAAUUCAGGUGAUGUAUUUGCACUGGUCACGCUCGACCACAAGGUAUACAUUUGGAUUGGAAAGGGUGCCUCUGAUUUUGAAAAAACAUCUGCCAAUGAACGUUUUACGCACUACUGGCCUCAUGGAAAGGUGGUGAUUAUAGAGGAAGGCUCUGAACCGUCUGAAUUCUGGGAAGAGUUGCAUGGCUAUGAUCGCGAUGCGAGCAAUUUAGGAGCGCCAUUGCUUGAGCCACGUCUUUUCCAUUGCCAAUUGGUUGCCUGGCGCACCAAGGUGGAAGAGGUCCGUGAUUUUCAGCAGUCGGAUCUCGAUGUGGAUGAUGUAAUGCUGCUGGAUGCCGGUGAUGAAAUUUAUUUAUGGGUAGGAUCAGGAGCCUCUGUGGAAGAAAAUGCUAAAAUCUUGCAAAUGGUUAAGAAAUAUAUCAAACAAGAACCUACCGAUCGUACAGUUGAUACUGUGAGCGUAAUUCGGAUCACCCAAGGCAACGAGCCGCGUGUCUUUACUCGCAUGUUCCCCACAUGGGACAAAGAUUACUGGAAGACAGUAGUUUCAUAUGAUGAAGUCAAGGAGCAGGUGAAAAAGAACAACGCAAGACUUUAAGCGGCCAAUUCGGCAUACCACGGAAGCCUCUAUGGAGGGAAUUCGCGCAAAACGGAAACGACAAGCGUCAUAAGCCGGAAGCGUUUGAUUUACUUUAUAUGGAAAGAAAUAAAAAAAUUAUUUAUUUUGAAAAAAAAAGUAGUUUUAAAAUUAAGGAAACAUGUAUCUUCUGCUUGCAUUUCUAUUCUACUAUGUA
Molecule: messenger RNA, 2859 nt
Organism: Anastrepha obliqua
Lineage: Eukaryota; Metazoa; Arthropoda; Insecta; Diptera; Tephritidae
Product: gelsolin-like
Exons: 10
Coding region: 435-2663 (742 amino acids)
Biological process (GO): actin filament severing; actin polymerization or depolymerization; barbed-end actin filament capping
Cellular component (GO): actin cytoskeleton; cytoplasm
Molecular function (GO): phosphatidylinositol-4,5-bisphosphate binding; actin filament binding
Source: RefSeq, a predicted model, not a curated record